This is a messenger RNA of Necator americanus (New World hookworm), 219 nucleotides long. RefSeq lists its product as uncharacterized. NCBI's taxonomy places the organism in Eukaryota, Metazoa, Nematoda, Chromadorea, Rhabditida, Ancylostomatidae. The record is from RefSeq and is a predicted model, not a curated record. The coding region runs from base 1 to 219 and encodes 72 amino acids. The transcript has a single exon.
AUGAUGAACGACCUGAUCUCCGAGAUGGGCAGAGGGAGACGAGCGGCUUGGGGAGUAUUCAAGAGCAUCGAGAAUGUAGUGAAGAGGACCAGAAACAUCUGGCUCCGUGCUCACCUAUUCAAAACCACCGUUCUUCCUGCUUUGGCCUACGCUUUAGAAACGUUGGCGUUUCGCAAGCAGGAGGAAAAUGCGAUCAGCAUCAUAAAGGAUGAAGGAUAA